CGUCUCUGCAUCUCCACCUAAAGCUUCAGUGUUUUGUUAACAAUGGAGAUAGAACAGAAACAACCGCAAUUGAUAGAGCAGUUUGUAAAACAAGCUUCCAUUCUCACUCUCUCCUCUUUGCCUAAUCUCAUUGUCGAAGCCACCUCUCACCCUUCUCUCUUCGCCUUCUCCGAGAUUCUAGCUGUCCCCAACCUCCUCCAGCUUGAGGGAACGGAAAAUUCGACCUACUUUGAAUUGCUACGGCUUUUUGUUCACGGUAAUGCAGCCCGUCUACCACAGCUGGUACCGGUUCAAGUGGUGAAGCUUAAACAACUUAGCGUGCUUACUCUUGCUGAGACCAAUAAGGGCAUAGUCAAAGGGAAGUUGGAUCAUUCAAGAAGAUCCUUGAGGUUGAAUCCUUCACCUUGGUGCAAUUUGCGGCAGGGAGGGAUUUGA
This is a messenger RNA of Pistacia vera, 435 nucleotides long. Its product is annotated as COP9 signalosome complex subunit 7-like. NCBI's taxonomy places the organism in Eukaryota, Viridiplantae, Streptophyta, Magnoliopsida, Sapindales, Anacardiaceae. The coding region runs from base 43 to 435 and encodes 130 amino acids. The record is from RefSeq and is a predicted model, not a curated record. The transcript has 5 exons. Gene Ontology annotation, cellular component: COP9 signalosome.